UUUUGAUUGACAGUUGCUAUAGCGACCGGGUCGGUCCGUCGCCAUUUUGUUGGUUGGUUUUUUUUUAAACCCUUUCGCUUCCCGCCCGAAUAAUAAUAAAAAGCCCCAUUGGAGUGAGGCGGGGGUGGCGGCGGCAACCGCGGCGGGGGGAUCCGGGGAGACUGCUGCCGUCGCUGCUGCCGAUCGCGGCCCGGGUCGGGCUGAGAGAGCGGGCUCCCUGAGCGGGGGUGCGAGCGCCGCCGCCGCCGCCGCUUCUGCUGCUGUUCCUGCUGCUGCUGUGGGUGCCGCUGCUGCCGCCGCCGCCGCCGGCGAGCGGGCGGGACCGGUGUGAGUGUGAGGGAGCGUGUGCGAGGGCGAGUGUGCGCGCGGUGAGUGUGCGCGAGUGUCUGUGCGGGAUCGGGGGCGGGCGGUCCGGGCUCUCCUGGCGGAGCCGCCGCCGCCGCCGCUCGGGCCCCGGCGCUCCUCGCUGCGCAGCUUCGGAGCGCGCGCCAUUUUGUGAGAUUUACAAAAAUCCUCGUCGGGAAGAAGCGGCCGGCAGCGGCCGCCGCUCGGCGCCCGGCCUCGCCGCCGCCGCCGCCGCCCUCCGCGCCGGGCCCCGCCGCCGGCUCUCGGGGGCCCGGGGACUGCGGUAUUUGCCGGGGAGGGGCUGUCGCCUCCCCGGCCGCGGGCGCCGCCGGCCCCGCCGGCCGGCCGGGACCCUGAGCCAGCGCGUCUGCGGCGCGGAGCCGGGGACGCCGGGGGCGGAGAGAGGCGGCCGGGGCGGCGCUGGCUGCGGAGGCCGCGGCGGGAGCGCGGCGCGGCGCGGGAGCCGAGGCUGAGACUCACCGGAGGGAGCGGCGCAAGCGCCCCGCCAUCGUCCCGUGUUAUAGUUUUGCCGCUGGACUCUUCCCUCCCUUCCCCCACCCCAUCAGGAUGCUAUGAGACUUGAAGAAGACGAUGCAUACAGGAGGAGAGACUUCAGCAUGCAAACCUUCAUCUGUUCGGCUUGCACCGUCCUUUUCAUUCCAUGCUGCUGGCCUUCAGAUGGCUGGACAGAUGCCCCACUCACAUCAGUACAGUGACCGUCGCCAGCCAAACUUCAGUGACCAGCAGGUUCCUGCCUUAUCAUAUUCUGACCAGAUUCAGCAACCUCUAACUAACCAGGUGAUGCCUGACAUUGUCAUGUUACAGAGGCGGAUGCCCCAAACCUUUCGUGAUCCAGCAACUGCUCCUCUGAGAAAACUUUCUGUCGACUUGAUCAAAACAUAUAAGCAUAUUAAUGAGGUUUACUAUGCAAAAAAGAAACGAAGACACCAACAAGGUCAGGGAGACGAUUCCAGUCACAAGAAGGAGCGCAAGGUUUACAACGAUGGUUACGAUGAUGAUAACUAUGAUUACAUCGUAAAGAACGGAGAAAAGUGGAUGGAUCGCUAUGAAAUUGAUUCCUUGAUAGGCAAAGGUUCAUUUGGACAGGUUGUAAAAGCCUAUGAUCGAGUGGAACAAGAAUGGGUUGCCAUUAAGAUCAUAAAGAACAAGAAAGCGUUUCUGAAUCAAGCCCAGAUCGAAGUGCGGCUGCUUGAGCUCAUGAACAAACAUGACACUGAAAUGAAAUACUACAUAGUGCAUUUGAAACGCCACUUUAUGUUUCGAAACCAUCUUUGUUUAGUUUUUGAAAUGCUGUCCUAUAAUCUCUAUGAUUUGUUGAGGAACACCAAUUUCCGAGGGGUCUCUUUGAACCUAACACGAAAGUUUGCACAGCAGAUGUGCACAGCACUGCUUUUCCUUGCGACUCCAGAACUUAGUAUCAUUCACUGUGACCUAAAGCCUGAGAACAUCCUCCUGUGUAACCCCAAACGGAGUGCAAUCAAAAUUGUUGAUUUUGGCAGUUCCUGUCAGUUGGGGCAGAGGAUAUACCAGUAUAUUCAGAGUCGCUUUUAUCGGUCUCCAGAGGUGCUACUGGGAAUGCCUUAUGAUCUUGCUAUUGACAUGUGGUCCCUUGGAUGUAUCUUGGUUGAAAUGCAUACUGGAGAGCCUCUGUUCAGUGGUGCCAAUGAGGUAGAUCAGAUGAAUAAAAUAGUGGAAGUUUUGGGCAUCCCACCUGCUCAUAUUCUUGACCAAGCACCAAAAGCAAGAAAGUUCUUUGAGAAGUUGCCCGAUGGCACUUGGAACUUAAAGAAGACCAAAGAUGGAAAACGGGAAUACAAACCACCAGGAACCCGGAAACUUCAUAAUAUUCUCGGAGUAGAGACAGGAGGACCUGGUGGACGGCGUGCUGGGGAAUCGGGUCAUACUGUAGCUGACUACUUGAAGUUCAAAGACCUCAUUUUAAGGAUGCUUGAUUAUGACCCCAAAACUCGGAUUCAACCUUAUUAUGCCCUGCAGCACAGUUUUUUCAAGAAAACAGCUGAUGAAGGCACAAACACAAGUAACAGUGUGUCUACCAGCCCUGCGAUGGAGCAGUCUCAGUCUUCAGGCACCACCUCCAGCACAUCGUCCAGCUCAGGUGGAUCCUCGGGAACGAGCAACAGCGGGAGAGCCAGGUCAGACCCAACGCACCAGCAUCGGCACAGCGGAGGACACUUCACGGCUGCUGUCCAGGCCAUGGACUGUGAGACACACAGUCCUCAGGUGCGCCAGCAGUUCCCGGCUCCUCUGGGCUGGUCAGGCACUGAAGCUCCUACACAAGUCACUGUUGAAACUCAUCCUGUUCAAGAAACAACCUUUCAUGUAGCCCCUCAGCCGAAUGCAUUGCAUCAUCACCAUGGAAACAGUUCCCAUCACCACCACCACCACCAUCACCAUCACCACCACCAUGGACAGCAAGCCUUGGGUAACCGGACCAGGCCAAGGGUCUACAAUUCUCCAACAAAUAGCUCCUCUACCCAGGAUUCCAUGGAGGUUGGCCACAGUCACCACUCCAUGACAUCCCUGUCUUCCUCAACGACUUCUUCCUCCACAUCUUCCUCCUCUACUGGUAAUCAAGGCAACCAAGCCUACCAGAACCGCCCAGUGGCUGCUAACGCCUUGGACUUUGGACAGAAUGGAGCUAUGGACGUUAACUUGACCGUCUACUCCAAUCCCCGCCAAGAGACUGGCAUAGCUGGACAUCCGACAUACCAAUUUUCUGCUAACACAGGCCCUGCACAUUACAUGACUGAAGGACACCUGACCAUGAGGCAAGGGGCUGAUAGAGAAGAGUCUCCCAUGACAGGAGUGUGUGUGCAACAGAGUCCUGUAGCUAGCUCGUGACUACAUUGAAACUUGAGUUUGUUUCUUGUGUGUUUUUAUAGAAGUGGUGUUUUUUUCCCAAAAACAAAGUGCAAAGCUGCUUGAAUCAGAAGGAGAUUGACACACUGAACCGCUACCAGAGGGCAAAGCUGACUUUUGUUUUUAACUUGAAAAGAUUGCAAAGGGACAGUGAAGUUUUUAAGAGCCAUGUCCACCUGUCUUCACGGAGAGCUCCGAGGUGCCCUCUUUUUGUCCCCUUUAACCUGCCAUCUCCCUGUCACAGUGGGUUUGUCUUUCUAUCCAACAAAAGUUCAUGUUCAGAUGUUGGUCUUGGUCAUUUGCCAACUAAUUUUAAAAUAAAAAGGCACUGCACAGAAUUUGCAUAAAGGGCCCCAUAAGGGUGUUUUGGUUUUUUCUUUUCUUUUUUUCAUUUUUACAUUUUCUCCUUUUCCCCAUGUUUUGUUUUGGGUUGGGGUAGGGAGGGAGAUUUGGGUUUUCUGUCCUCUACACAUUUGGGCACGAAAUGCAGUACUGUAAGGAAGAGGGCCUCCAGCUCACACAGACACCAUCUUCAGCUGUGUGAGAGGAACAAUUGUGUUGACGUUUGGAAGGCACAGUAAGCAUGCUAAGUGGCGGGGAUCAGGACUCUCCUAUCUGAGCCUACCGAGGAGCAAAGCAGCAAUUCCAUGGGAUCCUGUGGCUCUCCUGUUGGAGAGGCCAUGGGAAGAUAGGAAUGGAACAGGACUGGUCUCCUCAGCAAGGUGCACUGAGAAGCAAACACCGGGUCAGUUGUGGCCAGUCCUGGGGAGGUCUGAGUGGUGGUCUUUGGGAUAACCUUUGGCCUUAUGGAUUUGGACUCGAAGUUAGAAGAGCCUACCAUUUCAGAUACAAUCACUUGCGGACAUGCGUUUGCAGACAGUCCUUAAUGCUGAAAACACAGAGAAUGGGUAAUUCAAGAGGCCUUUCUUUUAAAAUAGACUUUUGUGACCCACUAAUUGUAAGGUAUUGCAAGGUCACUUUGCGUGUGUCAUAAAGCUGACUCCCUAUUGGUUGAAGGCCACAGACGUAGUGGUUUGCUUUGAUGGAAAUAGCUACAGCUGUGUCCUUCCUGCUUUUUAUCUUUUCUUUGGCUUUUUCUCGGCACAUGGUGUCGCCACCAUUUCUUCUGCACAAAGACGUCUUCUGUUCAUCCUGAACAUUUUAAAAUGCAGAAUUUUAUGUGACUGCUUUUUUGCCUCACAAUUAUGCUGUGAAUUUUACAAAAAUUUAUUUUCUUUUUGAUAAUUUAUUGUACCAAAGCUGUUUUUAUAGCACAUAGAUGUCUGUAACCGAUGAUGUAGCAGUCCUGCACUUUGACACAAGGUGUGACUAGACCAUUUUCAAUGUCAGUGGGAAUUAUGGCUGUACUAUUGCUUAAACAAAACUGGAACUGUUGUCGAGUCCAUAGCCGAGACAUCUGCAGCAGUCUGUGGACUGGACAGAAUAGAGUAAACACCUGCCACAUUCUAAAUGCAUUCAGGCUUCUAAAGGGAAAGAGACACUGGAUCCAGACACUGGAGCCAGCAGCUGAUGCUUGUACUCCUGAGUAACUUACUUGUAACUUGAAUGUGAGGUCUUAAUUGAACCAGUAGGUCCACAGUAGGGCAGGAGGCAGGCAGAGCCUGAGCGUGACCUGAAGUGAGCGGGCUGGCAUUAGCAGGUGCCUCCUUGGAGAUAAUGCUGCCUUCAUGUAACACAGUCUGGCAGUGGCUAAAUUUGUGCUCCCAUUUAAAUUGAGCAAUUUUAGGGUGUUACACUCUUAAGCAGUGGGAUUAGGAGAGUGGAGAUAGAGUGAUUUCCCUGUUCAGGACCGCAAGAAACCCGGGAGAGAAGCAGUGACCUACCUCUGCCUGCCGACAGCCCUAUUGGAAGCAGCUCAGCAGAACACCACGUUACUUUUUAUUGGUCAACUCCAUGUGGCUGACUAGGUCAAUUUUUUUUUUCCUGAGCAAAAGCAGGUUUUUAUCUGUAAGCAGUGACAGAAGAAAGGCCUGAAACUCUGUGAAUGUGAGUGGAAACUUGGAGAGCCUGUUUUUUAUAAACACAAAUACUUUGGUUGUUAAUCAGGAAAUCCAUAUUUAUUUUGUAAUUAAAUGUCAAGCCUGUGGAUUGUUUUGAACUUGGUAGUCGAUGAGAGUUUACGUGAAUAAAGGCGUCACCUCGAGUGCAGCUCGGUCAGAAGGGAUGUGGUGGCGGCACCUGCUGCUUAGAAACCCCAACACCACACCAGGUGGCUCAGGUCUUUUUUCUCCCCUGUGCUGGUUGCCACAUUUUAGCAAGCACCAAAAAAGAAAGCAGUUUUUAAGCCGAUCCUUACAUAACGGAAACCACACAAUCCAGUGCUUCUGCAUACUGUGUUAUGUUACAGUCCAGUUUUGUGUGCUUUACUACACAGUUUGGUUACAGGACUUCUGUGCAUUGUAAACAUAAACAGCAUGGAAAAGGUUAAAUACCUGUGUUCAGAUUGUAAGAUCUAGUCCGGACUUGCUGUGUAUAUUGUAACGUUAAAUGAAAAAAGACCCCCUUUGUAUUAUAGUCAUGCGGUCUUAUGUAUGAUAAACAGUUGAAUAAUUUGUCCUCAGA
Molecule: messenger RNA, 5829 nt
Organism: Microtus oregoni (creeping vole)
Lineage: Eukaryota; Metazoa; Chordata; Mammalia; Rodentia; Cricetidae
Gene: Dyrk1a
Product: dual specificity tyrosine phosphorylation regulated kinase 1A
Exons: 12
Coding region: 937-3228 (763 amino acids)
Biological process (GO): protein autophosphorylation; positive regulation of DNA-templated transcription; peptidyl-serine phosphorylation
Cellular component (GO): nucleus
Molecular function (GO): protein serine/threonine/tyrosine kinase activity; ATP binding; transcription coactivator activity
Source: RefSeq, a predicted model, not a curated record